Molecule: messenger RNA, 1574 nt
Organism: Musca domestica (house fly)
Lineage: Eukaryota; Metazoa; Arthropoda; Insecta; Diptera; Muscidae
Product: gamma-butyrobetaine dioxygenase
Exons: 4
Coding region: 251-1555 (434 amino acids)
Biological process (GO): carnitine biosynthetic process
Cellular component (GO): mitochondrion
Molecular function (GO): oxidoreductase activity
Source: RefSeq, a predicted model, not a curated record
UCUGUCUAAUCACAAAUUUUGCAGAAGAUGAGAAUUUCGACAACAUCCCGCCCUCUUCGGUCCUUUACGUUGACCACUGAUAAGAGUUCUUUGUCAGAGAAUCUGCAAACGUUAUGUAGUUUUUAAGUCCUCUAGACUUUUUAACCACAAAACAAAUUUCCAGUAAAUCAUUCUUGCGGCACUCGCCAAAGUGUACAGUUCAGAGCGGAUCUCCACCCAGACCCUUAAAUUUGAACCGAAGAAAACAAUCAUGUUUUUAACACGUCAAGCCUUGCAACAAUUAACCCGAAAUCUAAAAUCAAAGGGUGGCAAUCCUUUGAAUCGCCACCUUUCGGCCAAGGCCCAGGAAGUAUCGCGUGAAGGUGAUAACCUCUCGGCCUCGGUUCAUGGAUCCGAACAAAUUGUGGUGGUUCAAGAAAAUGAUUUAACCCAGGCACCGGCCAUGCAAUUUCCCGGUAUUUGGUUGCGUGACAAUUGCCUCUGUGACCAGUGUUUCCACAAGGACUCGCUGAGUCGUAAACCCAUGCGUUGGACAAAUUUCGAUUGUGACGUCAAGGUGGAACAAAUUUCCGUCGACGAAAAGAAAAAUCAAAUACACAUUAACUGGUCCGAUAAUCACCAGUCCACUUUCUCCUUGGACUGGCUCAAGGAACGUAAUUUCUCCAAGGAGAAUCGCGAGCAGUUCCUCAAGGACUGGUAUCGUCCUCAAACACAGACAUGGAGCAAAGAGGAGUUUUCGAAAAUUUUGAAAACUUUUGAGUUCAAGGAUAUCAUGGAAAAGGAUGAAGUUCUCAAGGAUUGGCUAGACACCUUGGCCGUCUGGGGUGUCAGCAUGUUGAAGAAUGCCCCUCUCGAUAUUGGUGUAGUGAAAACAAUUUGUAAUCGUGUUGGAUUUAUUAGAAAGACUACAUAUGGUGAAGAGUUCAGCGUUAUAUCACGCCCCGGAGCCAAAAAUUACUCAUAUCUCGCUGCUCCACUGCCGCUCCACACAGAUUUGCCUUACUACGAAUAUAAACCCAGUGUUACCAUUCUACACACCUUGGAGCAAUCCCAAUCCGAAGGUGGUUGGAAUCUCCUCACCGACGGGUUCAACAUUGCCAAUCAACUCAAGGAAAAACAACCGGAAUAUUUUAAGAUUCUCAGUGAAACUCUGGUCGAUUGGAGCGAUAUUGGACAAGAUGCCGGUGUUUCGUUUCACAAUAUGUGGAGGGCUCCCGUAAUAAAUUUGGACCGCGAUGGCCAAUACGUCCGCAUCAAUCACAGUGUACCCCAGCGUGAUACCCACUUCAAUGUAGAUGUUGACAAAGUUGUACCCUGGUAUCGUGCUAAUGCUCUAUUCGUGCGUUGGGCCCACGAACAAGCGGUGACCUUCAAAACCCAACCUGGCGAUGUUUUGACUUUCAAUAAUCUACGUAUGUUGCACGGCCGUACCGGUUAUGAUGAUACCCAGAAUAAUGUUCGUCACAUUGUGGGUGGUUUUGUUGACUGGGAUAUUGUCUAUUCGAAAAUGAGGGUACUCAAGAAAAGUUUGGAGGAGAAAACGUCAGAGAAAUAAUUUUUUAAAAUUAGACAAU